GGUUCACAUUGAUUCCCAAUUUUUGAUAUCUUAUCUUUCCUAGCCUCAGCAACAAAAACAAGAGACUCCAAAGAAAACAAAAAAAAAAUGGCUGAUGUGAAAACCCAAGUAAGUUUUGGUAUAUUAGGCUGUGCUGAGAUUGCAAGAAAAGUAUGCAGAGCUAUAAACCUCUCUCCCAAUUCAAUCCUGCAUGCGAUCUCCAGUCGUUCGAUCGAAAAGGCAAAACAAUUCGUCGUUAAAAACAGUUUGCCGGAGUCAGUGAAGGUCUAUGGCAGCUACGAGGAGGUGUUGGACGAUCCGUUUGUGGAUGCAGUAUAUGUUCCACUGCCAACAAGCCUUCACCUAAAAUGGGCUGUGUUGGCUGCAGAAAAGAAGAAACAUGUGCUAUUGGAGAAACCAACCGCUCUAAAUGUAGGGGAGCUGGAUCGGAUACUUGAUGCUUGUGAAUCCAACGGUGUGCAGUUUAUGGAUGGAAGUAUGUGGUACCACCAUCCUAGGACAGCAAAGAUGAAGGAGUUUGUUUCUGAUACUAAGCUAUUCGGUCAAGUUAAAACGAUCUACAGUUCCUCUUCAUUCUUCCCGCCUCAAGAAUUUUUUGAGAACAACAUCAGAACAAAAGCAGAUUUAGAUGGCUUUGGAGCAUUAGGCGAUGCUGGCUGGUACUGCAUCGGAGCGAUUUUGUGGGCGAUGAACUAUAAACUGCCCACCACUGUCACUGCUUUACCUGCAACUACUCAUAAUUCCAAUGGAGUCAUCAUGUCCACCACAGCUGCCCUUCACUGGGAACAAGAGGGAACAACUGCAACCUUUUACUGCUCAUUCCUAUCACACGAGACAAUGGAUGUAUCGGUAUUGGGAUCCAAAGGAUCAUUUCAUGUUGAAGAUUUGAUCAUUCCUUAUGAAGAGAGUUCAGCUUCUUUUAGUUUCACAUCAGGUGCAGCUUUUGUUGAUCUGCAUAUCGGGUGGAAUAUGAAAGAGCAAGAGGUUCAAGUACAAAACGAGCUUCCACAAGAGGCCUUGAUGAUUAAAGAGUUUUCAAGGUUGGUCAAAGGAAUAAAGGAUUUCAAGAUUAGACCGGACAAAAUGUGGGGUGACAUUAGUCGCACAAGUCAGGUUGUUUUGGAUGCUGUGAAAUCAUCAGUGGAUAGCGGUAAGAUGGUGUAUAUUUGAUCAUAUUUGGCUCCCUUGCAAAAUCAAUGAGUGUUUAUGGUUCCAAAAUGACAACAUGAUUUUCUUCUUUUGAUGUGACUAGGGCUGUAAACGAACCGAACGAACACGAACAAGGCCAUGUUCGUGUUCGUUCGUUAAGAAAAUUAACAUGUUCGCGAACUGUUCACGAACACAUACCGAACAUAAGUUUAUGUUCGUGUUCGUUCGUUAAGGAAAUUCAAUUGUUCACGAACAGUUCGUGAACACUGGUCUCGAACACAAACGAACGCAAGCAAAUAACAACGUAUGUAAACGAACAUUUAACUUGAAAUAAAAAAUAAAAAACAUUGUUAUCCUUAAACAUUGGAUAUAAGUAGUUAAAUACAACUAUCAAACGAUAAAUCAAAACACAAAGAAGUCUACUACACCACUAAAUGAUAAAUCAAGGUUAACUAACCUAGACAUAAUUAUCCCAAAAUAUGUCUUCGAGUGUUUAAAUUUUAGCUAACUUAGAAAAAGAUAGGGUUUCAAGUUUUCAAUAUGCUUAAAUAAAAGAUUUAUUAUUUAUUAUUUAUUAUUUUUAAUAUAAUCAAAUGAACACGAACGAACGAACGAACAUGAACAAACGUAAAGGAACAUAUUACCGAACGUUCACGAACACAGUCGAACGAACGAAACCCGUGUUCGUGUUCGUUCACUAAGCUAACCGAACGAAAUUUUUGUUCGUGUUCGUUCGUUAAGCUAAUCGAACGAACAUAAACGAACUUCCCGCCGAACGGUUCACGAACUGUUCGCUGAACGUUCGAUUCGUUUACAGCCCUAGAUGUGACCAAAUAAUGUCAAUUCAGAUAUCGAUCAUACGUUUCUUUCAAGAAGUAUUCUUGUUAAGUUACCUCGACUCCUUACUACUUAUUUCUCAAUGUGUUAAUCUUGCGAAGUGAGUUUCACAUACUCGAAAUGUUUAGUUUUAAAAAAGUUUAAAAAAUAUAUAUUAAUGAGUAAACUUCCGUUUUGCUCCCUAUGGUUUGGUCACUUUAAUGGUUUUGUCCUAAUUCUUUCAAAAUAACCAGUUUACUCCCUGAUCUAUGAAGCCCUUUAUGAUUUUACUCCCCGCCUCUAACUCCAUCCAAAUUGUUUAUUAACUGAAAGGGUAGUUUGGUAACUUCAAAAAAGGUAUUUUAGUACAACUAAAAAUAAAAGAUUGUAUUAUUAUAUAAUAAUAAAAAUAACAAAACCAUAUCUAUUCUCUCUCUACCCUCUCUGCAAUCUCUCUCUCUACCUCUCUGCAAUCUCUCUACUCUCUCCACCCUACCCAACCACCUAUCUUCUCUAUCUGCGGCGGAAGCUCCGGCGGUUGCACCGUCGGAGAGAAGAAAGAUUGAAACCCCACUUAGAAUUUGCAAAAUAAUCAAGGGUUUUUCUGAACCCACAUUGUCUGAUUUCUCUUAAUUUUGGGGGUUUUGAAGAAGAUGGUUUUCUGAACCCAAAUUCCAAGUCAUGAAACCUAAAAACCCAGAUUUCUCAUCAAAUAAUGGGUCAGAUCAAGAAAUUCAAAACACCCAGAACCCUAAACAACAAACCCUAGGUGCAAACAGAGGUAAAAACAGAUAAUAAAGAAAACCCACUUCAGGAAACACUAAUCAUCCAUGAAAUAAAGAAAACCCACUUCAAGAAACACUUGAAAUUGAGAAAAUCUAAAGCAGAAACUUGAGGGUUUUGCUCUAAUAAAAAAGAGAGAAAGAUUGGGGAUGAGGGAAGUCGUCGUGGUGAUGUUGGUGGCUUACGGUGAUGAUGUUGGUGGUGGUGAGGCGGUGGCUUAUAGUAAUGAUAUCGGGUGGUGAGGUGGUGGCUUAUAGUGAUGAAGUCGGGUGGGUUAGGCGCUGACUGGUGAGGUGGUGGUGAGGCGGUGGCUGAUGGUGGUGAUUUCAGGGGGAGGUGAAGUACUGAUAUCGGGUGGUGGUGAGGUGGUGGAUGGUGGAGGUUGGUGGCGGCAACCGGUGUUGGUGGUGGGAGAGGAUAACUCAAUUUGAUGCCUCCAGUAUAUGUAUAUAUUGACAUAAUAAAUUAUUAAUUAAACUUUUAUUUUUUAAUAUUAAAAUAAAUACUUAAA
Helianthus annuus (common sunflower) is the source of this 3259-nucleotide messenger RNA. RefSeq lists its product as uncharacterized. Lineage: Eukaryota; Viridiplantae; Streptophyta; Magnoliopsida; Asterales; Asteraceae. Gene Ontology annotation, molecular function: nucleotide binding. The coding region runs from base 88 to 1170 and encodes 360 amino acids. The transcript has 2 exons. The record is from RefSeq and is a predicted model, not a curated record.